Messenger RNA from Scomber scombrus (Atlantic mackerel), 1161 nucleotides. It is a transcript of the gene septin5a, whose product is annotated as septin 5a. Gene Ontology annotation, cellular component: synaptic vesicle; septin ring; cell division site. Bases 1 to 1161 code for a protein of 386 amino acids. Gene Ontology annotation, molecular function: GTPase activity; molecular adaptor activity; GTP binding. The transcript has 11 exons. NCBI's taxonomy places the organism in Eukaryota, Metazoa, Chordata, Actinopteri, Scombriformes, Scombridae. The record is from RefSeq and is a predicted model, not a curated record. Gene Ontology annotation, biological process: cytoskeleton-dependent cytokinesis; regulation of exocytosis.
AUGGAUGCCAUCAUGCUGCAAGAGAAACUGGUGGAACGUUUGCUGUGCCCACGAGUGAGAACUGCCAGACAGAAGGAGAAACAGUAUGUCGGUUUUGCAACUCUGCCCAACCAGGUCCACAGGAAGUCUGUGAAGAAGGGAUUCGAUUUCACGCUGAUGGUGGCGGGAGAGUCUGGUAUGGGUAAAUCCACGCUGGUCAACAGCCUGUUCCUCACAGACCUCUACAAAGACAGGAAGUUACUGAAUGCUGAGGAGCGUAUUAACCAAACCGUGGAGAUCAUUAAACACACAGUCGACAUCGAGGAGAAAGGAGUGAAGCUUAAGCUCACCAUUGUAGACACGCCGGGGUUUGGAGACGCCGUCAACAACAACGAGUGCUGGAAGCCGAUCACAGACUACAUCGAUCAGCAGUUUGAACAAUACUUCAGGGACGAGAGCGGACUGAACAGAAAGAACAUCCAGGACAACCGAGUCCACUGCUGCCUCUACUUUAUCCCUCCAUUUGGACAUGGGCUGCGUCCGGUGGAUGUUGAGUUCAUGAAGGCUCUGCAUGAAAAGGUGAACAUAAUUCCUCUCAUCGCAAAAGCCGACUGUCUCACGCCCAACGAGAUUAAGAAGCUCAAAGACCGAAUACGAGAGGAAAUAGACAAGUUUGGGAUCAAAGUGUACCAGUUCCCUGAAUGUGACUCCGAUGAGGAUGAAGAGUUCAAACAACUUGACAAAGAGCUGAAGGAGUGCACCCCGUUCGCUGUGAUCGGCAGUAACACAGUGGUGGAAGCUCGAGGGCAGAGAGUGAGAGGGAGACUGUACCCCUGGGGGAUUGUUGAAGUGGAAAACCAGUCGCAUUGUGACUUUGUGAAACUGAGGAACAUGCUGAUUCGUUCGCACAUGCACGACCUCAAAGAUGUGACCUGCGACGUCCACUAUGAGAACUACAGAGCACAGUGCAUACAGGAGAUGACCAGGUGUGUUAAGACAAAGCAAAAGAGUCUGAUUAAACUGGCUCAGGACAACCGUAUGGAGAGUCCCAUCCCCAUCCUGCCGCUGUCCACUCCAGAUGUGGAAACUGAGAAACUAAUCAAAAUGAAAGAUGAGGAGCUGAAGAGGAUGCAGGAGAUGCUGAAUAAGAUGCAGCAGCAGAUGCACGAGAAAGACCAGUGA